Molecule: messenger RNA, 2604 nt
Organism: Rhinolophus ferrumequinum (greater horseshoe bat)
Lineage: Eukaryota; Metazoa; Chordata; Mammalia; Chiroptera; Rhinolophidae
Gene: DIRAS2
Product: DIRAS family GTPase 2
Exons: 2
Coding region: 243-842 (199 amino acids)
Biological process (GO): signal transduction
Cellular component (GO): plasma membrane
Molecular function (GO): GDP binding; GTPase activity; GTP binding
Source: RefSeq, a predicted model, not a curated record
GGCGCAGGGCUCUAGGGAGGGCGCGGGAUCCACGGGCUGGCGAGCAGGCGCGGGCGGGCGAGCAGCUGACAGCAUCGUCACGGCGGCGGGAAGGAGCGCGCGCCCCGCCUGCCUCCGGGAGGAGCCCGCAUCCUCACAGGCUGCGCUGCCCUGUCCUACGCGAGGCGAGCUGGGAAGAAGCUCUGAGCACUUGUGUUCUUCCUCAGGUGCUCUCUGGUUGACAGUUGGAGCCCUCAAGCAACAUGCCGGAACAGAGCAAUGACUACCGGGUGGCUGUGUUCGGGGCAGGUGGUGUUGGCAAGAGCUCCCUGGUCUUGAGGUUUGUGAAAGGCACAUUCCGGGAGAGCUACAUCCCCACGGUUGAAGACACCUAUCGGCAGGUGAUCAGCUGUGACAAGAGCAUCUGCACACUGCAGAUCACAGACACCACGGGCAGCCACCAGUUCCCUGCCAUGCAGCGGCUGUCCAUCUCCAAGGGGCACGCCUUCAUCCUGGUGUAUUCUAUCACCAGCCGGCAGUCCUUGGAGGAGCUCAAACCCAUCUACGAACAAAUCUGCGAGAUCAAAGGGGACGUGGAGAGUAUCCCCAUCAUGCUGGUGGGGAACAAGUGUGACGAGAGCCCAAACCGCGAGGUGGAGAGCAGUGAGGCGGAAGCCUUGGCCCGCAAGUGGAAGUGUGCCUUCAUGGAGACCUCGGCCAAGCUCAACCACAACGUGAAGGAGCUGUUUCAGGAGCUGCUCAACCUGGAGAAGCGCAGGACUGUGAGCCUACAGAUUGACGGGAAAAAGAGCAAACAGCAGAAAAGGAAAGAAAAGCUCAAGGGCAAAUGUGUGGUCAUGUGAAUGCCCUUCCUGUGGGAGGAGCAGCUGAGUGUCCCCUGUCACCUCUCCUUCCCCCUUCCUCGUGAAACCCAACGUCGUGUUGUCAGGGUAGCAUGUAAGAUGCCCACAUAUUAAAUAUUGCAUUUUGACCGAGAUGUGCCCUCUUGUCCUUACGAGGACAUUUCACAGCACCAACAAUAAGCCCCCUUCUCCAGAAUCAGGGAAUCUGCUAGAUGGUUAAAAUGAAAACCAACAUGCUCGGGAUCACAGGUGGCUGAGAGGUAUCAGCAGUCCCUGAAAGCAUUGUGUGCCAUUAGGAGGUGGUGGGGCUGGUACCCACGGAAGCAAUGUGUGCUCAGAGCAGUCACUGUCACUGCAUGCAUGCCCAAGCAUGUGAACCUGGAGCUUCAGGCGCCACCCCAGACCAGGCGUUUCCCUCCGCUCAGAAGUCAGUGCCAUCCUUGGGGGAGGGGAGAGGCAGGAGGAGGUGAGACCAGGCCGAUGUUGCUCUAUUUCAUGGUUCUUUAACUGAAUUACAAUCAAACAACACGGCCUCCCCCAGAGGAUGUUCACUGCCCACUCCCAGCUGACCUUGUAAGCCUUGCUUCCCUGAGGGGUCCUACUCACCUCACUAGAUCUAGUUCGCAGGUAUCAGUUUAACCAGUUAGAGUAUUUAUUUUCACAUAGGAGGAUGAGUUCACUAAGAGCGUGCUGCUCUGUCAGAAAUUCUUUAGUGUGUGAGGGAGGAUACUGUGACAUUGCUAAGCCGCCACGACAGUGCUCCUGUGUUAUACCUGGAAGGUUUUCCAUGUGCAGUUUCCUUCCUUUGACCCAUGAGGGCUAUCACUUCUCCCAGUCCUCAGAUUUUAAAUAAAAGCAAUUAAAGUAUUUAUUUUUAGACAAUGCUGUUUUCCUCCAAAGAUUGUUUUCUUCUUUUAAAUAACUGGAUCUGUAUCCAAAUGGGUAACAGCCGGCAAAGGCCAUCUGAAGACCAAAAGCACAUCCAUUUUCUAAAUGACACGGACAUGUAAAUGCCAUACUUUGCACCUUAAUGAAAUAUUUUGAAAUAGAAGUUGUUCACUGUGUUUUUGAUGACCUAUCUAUAACAGUAUAUUCCUGGAAUAUGUGUUUAAGUAAUAGUAGAGUAUCUUGCAUGUUAUAAUGUCCAUUAUAAAUGUCCCCUAAGUGCUGUUCAAUGCACUGCUCACUCUGGAAACAAUUAUCUUUUUCUCCUAAUGAUCUUGUGUAUAUCCUUAAUCCUUCAGACCAAAUGACAGCCACUGUUGGUUCCUGCCUGCUGGUGGAGACGGGGUGGUGGUGGCGACAGGCGGGGCAGAGCCCGCUCAGCUUAAUUGCUCUGCCAUCCUCGAGUCUGGUUGGGCUCUGCUUCCCGAAAAUUCCCACUAACAGAGUCUGUGCGUCUCCUGUUUGUUCCAGUCAGCAUAGCCCUUGCUGGCCCCGAUUCCAAAAUCUUCCUUCUAGCAGUUCUUCCUGUUGCCUGCCUGGCAGGCGAGGAAGCUAAGUGCUGGCAGCCCCCCGGGCUUGUGCAGGGAGCUUGUGGCUGUGGGGCGGCAGCCCCAGCCCUGGUAGAGUUAUGAAGUGUGGGAUGUCUGCACACACCCCCUUUGGGUCUUCUCUCCUGCAACCUGCUGUGUCUUUCCUACUCCUCUUGAGCAGGGUUGAGGCAGUAGCCACUGGGCAGCUCCGUGCUCUCAACAAAUUCCAAAUGAACCCUUACUGGUUAAAUUUCCUUGGUUUUGUCUCAUCCUCUCUACUUGUCUAA